AUGCAAGAUGACAUUCUAACAUGGAUGCUAACAGUCAAGGAAGCCGUGUACUACUCAGCUCAACUCCAACUUCCCAACUCAAUGCCCAAAGCUGAGAAAAAAGAGAGAGCUGAGAACACAAUAAGGGAGAUGGGGUUGCAAGACUCCAUGAACACAAGAAUAGAAGGUUGGGGAAACAAAGGCCUAAGUGGUGGCCAGAAGAGGAGAGUGAGCAUUUGCAUAGAGAUUUUAAUACGCCCGAAACUUCUCUUUCUUGAUGAGCCGACAAGUGGACUUGAUAGCGCCGCGUCAUGCUAUGUCAUGAGCAGAAUUGUGAAACUUGCCAAGCAAGAUAGGAUGACACUGAUAGCUUCCAUCCAUCAACCUAGCAGUGAAGUGUUUGGUCUCUUUCACAACCUUUGCUUCCUCUCUUUGGGCCAAACAAUAUACUUUGGUUCCCCUUGUGGAGCAAAUCAGUUUUUUGCAAUGAAUGGUUUUCCAUGCCUAACGCUCCAAAAUCCAGCUGAUCACUAUUUGAAAAAAAUCAGCAGAGACUUUGAUAAGGAUAUUGAACAAGGUGAUGAUGUUGGAAAGAUGACAAUUGAGGAAGUAAUUGACGUUCUUGCUGAAUCUUACAAAUCAUCUGAUAUUUGCAAGCAGAUUCAUAGACAAGUAGUUGAGAUAUGUAGACGGGGUGGAGGAAUAAUAGAGAAAAAGGGAAGCCAAGCUAACUUCUUUACCCAGUGCCUUGUUCUUACAGAGAGCAUAGUAGUUAUUUUUAGUCCACUAGUCCAAUUUCUCAGACUAGAAUGUCCAGUUGAGGGGAUUGUGGAUCCACUCUGA
Camellia sinensis is the source of this 822-nucleotide messenger RNA. Lineage: Eukaryota; Viridiplantae; Streptophyta; Magnoliopsida; Ericales; Theaceae. The record is from RefSeq and is a predicted model, not a curated record.